Anoplopoma fimbria (sablefish) is the source of this 5311-nucleotide messenger RNA. RefSeq names its product pleckstrin homology domain-containing family A member 7-like. Gene Ontology annotation, molecular function: protein binding. The record is from RefSeq and is a predicted model, not a curated record. NCBI's taxonomy places the organism in Eukaryota, Metazoa, Chordata, Actinopteri, Perciformes, Anoplopomatidae.
GGAGAGGCAAUGAGAUGAAAUAGGACUUCAGACCGGAUCAUGGCGGCGCCUCUCGGGCGGGACGCCUUACCUGAACACUGGUCCUACGGGGUCUGCAGGGACGGCAGGGUCUUCUUCAUCAGCGAUGAGGUGCACACCACCACCUGGCUGCAUCCGCGCUCAGGUGAGCCGGUGAACUCCGGACACAUGAUCCGCUCAGACCUACCUCCAGGAUGGGAGGAAGGUUUCACGGACGACGGGGCCAGUUACUUCAUAAAUCAUAACCAGAGGACCACGGCGUUUCGCCAUCCUGUCAGCGGGCAGAUCUCUGCAGAGAACAUGGAUUUUAUCCUGCAAGAACAGCCGCAGGGAGCUUCGUUGAUGUCCAAACCCGUGUGUGAGCAGCUCUCCAGCACCACCGUCAGCGAGGCCUCCACUGCCCUCACCUCCUCCACUGUGGACACCACCUCCAAGGGCUCCCGGUCCAGUGGAAGGGUGCACAGCUUUGGGAAGAGAGAGCAGGCCAUUAAAAGGAAUCCCAAUGUUCCUGUGGUGGUGAGAGGAUGGCUGUACAAACAGGACAGCUCUGGGAUGCGUCUUUGGAAGAGGAAGUGGUUCGUCUUGGCUGAUUUCUGUCUGUUCUACUACAAAGACAGCAGAGAGGAAUUGGUCCUCGGCAGUAUUCCUCUGCCCAGCUAUGUCAUUUCAGCCGUGGGACCCGAGGACCACAUCAGCCGCAAGUAUGCCUUCAAGGCCAGCCACACUGGUAUGCGCUCGUACAUUUACAAGCAGAGCUCUGUGAUUGGCUCGCAGGCGGAGCACACUGGGAUGCGGACGUAUUACUUCAGCGUCGACACCCAGGAGGACAUGAACACCUGGCUGAGGGCCAUGAACCAGGCCACAAUGAUGCAGAACCACACCAACACACUCAUCGGACCAUCCGACAAGUUCGAGACAUUUAACCUGUUGCAGCAGCAGGCCGUCCCGCAGACCAACCACGUGAACCACCACAAGUCCCCGGACUCCGGAACCAUGAGACCCCUCGUCCACGAGGUUCUCCUGGAGCCCGUCCACCGCGACGCCGACGAGCGCUGCAGCUUCCACAAGGGCUCCCCGGCCACCGCCGCCUCGGAGCACCCCACAGGAAGCACAGCCCUGGAGAUGGACACGCACAUGUCCCUCCCCUCCAACCUGGCACCCUCUGCCCUCCCGCAGUUCGACCAUGUGUCGGCCUCGGCGCCCGUGUCCAGGGUCCCGUCGCGGGCGCCGUCGCGGGCCGCCUCCACGCUGCCCUCAGGCGUCUGCACGAGGAACGGCCUGGUGUCCACGCCCAGCCCCAUCCUGGAGCCCAACGGCAUCGCAGCGGGGACGUACCAGAGGGCGCCCGUGGUGACGCCCCCCGCCGACGCGCACAAGCAGGUGCACAGGAGAAACACUCUGGAGCAGGUGGAGCAGUGGGUCAAAGUUCAGAAGGCGGAGCACAAAGGCCCCCCAUCCAGAGAGAACACCCUCCCUCGUCGCACCCCUCCAACCCAGCACAAGUUCACCACCCUGGAUUCAUAUCAGACUCUGCCAAAGACCCCUCGCCAGAGCCCCACACCGGCCCGCAUCGGCGAGUACAAGUACGCCCAGGACCGCCUCAGCCACUUCCGCCUCGCCCCUGACCCGGGGCCCAACACCGUGUGGCAGCUGUACGAGUGGCAGCAGCGCCACCAGUUCCGUCAUGGCAGCCCAACGGCGCCGCUCUACACCCCGGCCCCGGACUACCCGUUCGGCCCCCGGCCCCCCACCGUGCCUCCCACCUCCUCGGCGCCCAGGUCCGAGGGGUCGCCCCGCUGUGUGUCGGUGCCGCCGUCGGCUGCAGACAUCCCUCCACCAGGGCCUCCACCCGGCAGCAGCAGGACCCUGUCCCCCACACGGAGGCCGCACACGCCAGCCGAGCGGAUGACUGUCAGGCCCGUGGGUGACAGGUCUGUGGUGGACAUCCCCUUCACUGUGUCCCCCCGCAGGGCCAAAUCUCAGAUGCUCAAGGCUGCUACUAUCGACAGACGGUCGAUGCCUCCGUCUGGCUACAUCACACACACAGUCAGUGCACCCAGCCUUCAUGGCAAAACGAGCGAUGACACCUAUAUGCAGCUGAAGAAGGACUUGGAGUAUCUGGACCUGAAGGUAACUGGAAGUCAGACGCUGAAGGAGUCAGGGAAACCUGUCAAGGUUGCAGAAAGUGACGUGGAUGUGAAGUUAAGUCGGUUGUGUGAGCAGGACAAGAUCCUCAAGGAUCUGGAGGCGAGGAUCAGCUCCCUGAAGGAUGACAAGGACAAGCUGGAGAGUGUGCUGGAUGUGUCCCACCAGCAGAUGGAGCAGUACCAGGAGCAGCCGGCCCACGCACACAAGAUCGCCUACCAGCAGAGGCUGCUGCAGGAGGAUCUGGUGUCCAUCCGGGCCCAGAUAUCACGCCUCUCCACGGAGAUGGCACUGGCCUGGGAGGAGUACAGCAGGCUGGAGAGAUCAAUGGAGCAGUUGAGGAUUGCGCUGCAGGCACACAUGAACCACAGCGCCACCCCACAGCAAGAGAAGGGUGAGAUGAAGCGUGAGCUGUGGAGGAUCGAGGACGUGAUGGGGGGACUGAGCGCCAGCAAAGCCAACUACAAGAUCACCAUUGACUCGGUCCAGAACCCAGAGAGGAAACUAGUGCCUUCGGUGUCGGACCCGGCAGUGCCUUCUUUCAGCACAGAGGUCCAUCCGCCGCCUCGCAGCUCCAUCCCCAGCAUCCUCUCCCACACUCUGCCUCACAGCACCGUGCCAAAGUGGGCGGAGGACAGCGCCCCCCCCAGGCCACCGCUGCCUCGCCUCUACGACUACGAGGAGGCGCCGCCUGUGGUGCCGCCUCUCCCCAGAGAGGCCUCGGUCAUCCGCCACACAUCGGUGCGAGGGCUGAAACGCCAAUCGGACGAGAGGAAGCGGGACAGGGAGAGCGGGCAGUAUGUUGCCAAUGGAGACUGUAAGGCGGACUUGAGGUCAUACGUGAGUGAACCAGAGCUGCCAGGCCUGAGCCACCAGAACACCGCGUCUGAGGUGGACUACCAGUAUUACCAGGGCAAAGGUCUGCCAGGCUGCUCUUUCCGACUGAACCAGUCCAACUCCAUCGCGUCCUACGUCACCCUAAGGAGAGGCCCAGGUAGCUCCGCAGCCAAGGAGAGACCCAAGAGUGCCUUGGAGCGUCUGUCGUCGCCCACAGAAGCCCUGCUGCUCCCGAGCGGCCCGCCGCGUGGCCGAAUGACCGCGGAGGAGCAGCUGGAGCGGAUGAAGCGCCACCAGAGGGCGCUGGUUCGCGAGCGCAAGAGGAACCUCAGCCAGGGCGAGCGCUCCGGCACUGACCGCCUCUCCGCCUCCUCCGUCGGCACCCAGCGCUCCUCCUCCUCCUCCAGACUGCCCUCCAGCACCUCCGACCCUCCGGCCUCCGUGUUUGAUUGGCAGGAGGAGCGACUCGCUGCCGAAGGUCAGAGCGAUGAAGGGUGGAAUCAAAUGAAAGAGAGAGGAAGGAUCCAUUCGGAUGAGUGGGUGACGGCGACGGCCACGCGCAUACGAGAAGUGGAUGUGGAGCCUCUGGACUACGACCUGGACAUCAGCCGGGAGCUUUCCAAACCGCAAAAAGUUCCCAUCCCGGAGCGCUACGUAGAGUCCGACCCCGACGAGCCUCUGAGUCCAGAGGAGCUGGAGGAACGCUUCCGUCGGGCCGAGCGCAUCAAGAACCUGCUGGCCAAAUCCAGUUUCCAGAACAUACAGCCGUCUGCACCCCUGGACUUCAGCGAGCUGGACUCCGCUCUGCAGCAGCAGGAGAGGAUCAUGACCGUGUCCCACGCGCUGGCCUCCGAGGCCUCACGCAAAAGCAAACUGGUCGCAGCCAAAGCUGCUGCAGAGCACUGACCCACGAGAACAACCGACACAACCAACACAAGAGUCUUUGAGGAGAAAAAAGGAUCUAAUCAUUUUUCAGCAGUUGCCAACUAACUGAUUCACAAAUCUUUUUAUGAGUGAGCACAAGACACAUUUUUUAGCGCUUUGAUUCAGAAUCAAUCUUUGCUACUGCACAAUUAAGCAAUAAUAAUUUAUAACACGAGUGAACUGCUUCUUUUUUAAACCUGCAAUUAACCAUGUUGUAGUUUUUACGAGUGAAUAAGAGUGAAAAGAAAGCCAAUGCUAACAUGCUCCAACUACAGUGGGAAUGUUUUCACAUGAAUCCUUUAUUUAUUACCUUGUUUGGGCUUAACAUGCUUGUUCAAUUUAUACUGUACAUUUUCUAAAUAACAUUGAUCCUGGUCCUGUCAAUCAACUAAACUACACUAGAAAAUAAUAUGAAUAAAAAAGAGUUAAUCAUUUGGUGUCAUUUUCCUGAAGGUUCAUUUUGUUUCAAAAAUAUAAUACAUGUUUCUCUGUUGCACUCAAAACAUUUGUCAUAAGCUUAAUAGAUUAGAGCAUAAAUUAACACAUUUUUUAAAGCUAUUCAUUUUAAAGGCAUAUAUAUGCAUUUUAUUGUUAAUAUAAAUAUUGUUAGCUAGGAGAUGCAGAGGAGAGGCAGUCUUUCAAAGUAAAGGAACAUAAAGACCAAGUGAAUUUAUCACUUUUUAAGUGUUUUCCACAAAAUAUACAGUUGUGACGCAUUCACAACAGCCUUGUUCUUCCUGUUAAAUCAAACCCUGGAGCGAUUAUUCCUUUGGUGCGAUUAGUUUGGAUUGUUGUGAUUCCAGACCAGAAAGCCGCCUCGAAGGGUUAUUAGUCUCAGACCGCUGGACCACAAGUGAACCAUUUAUAUGUUAUAUUAUUGUUUAAAAAAACAUUUGCUUUCCUGCUUUGGUGUCAGGUGAACUAGUAGCUUAUUCACACAUUUACUAGGACAGAAUUUGAGGAAUUUAAUGUUCAUCAGUCCAAAUAUUUGGCAGAGAUUAGCCAGCUAGCUAGCGCAACAUGUAGGCUAUCAUUGUGGCAUUGGUUAGAUUCACAAAAUGGACUUUUGGUUGUGAACUAAGCCACAGAAGGGCCGGGCUUUGAAGCAAAUUUUACACAGUAGAUAAAACGCUUGAAUUACCAUAUCCGGGUCUGUCACGUGACCCAACGGGCACAAAAAGGCUGUUUCCCAUUAACUUACAUUAGGAAAGAGACUACAGUAACUCAGCGGAUAUUUAUUUAAAUUUUUUUCAAAUCUAGAGUAAUUUUCCGUCCUUUAACGUCCACUCUAUUGGCCAAUAGAUGCGGAAGAUCUGGGUAUUUUCAUCUAAAUUCUAUACUGGGAAGAACUUUCAUAGGAUUGAACGGGGAACAGCCACCAUCUCUA